AUGGACUCGAAUGUACUGGAUUCUCUGCUGACCCUCACUAACAAACCUUUAAGCUCUUCACACCUUACAAGCACGACGAUGAAUGACAACAUUAUGUCACAAACCAUGGUCUCGUCCUUUUCUAUGGACGUGUCUGCUUACUCAAGCGAUUUGUAUGAAUAUCCCGCGACCAAACGACCUGUUGAUGGACUUUCAAACGCAUUUGUUAUACGUUGGGAGAACGUUUUGGUACCAACGAAGUGGAUGCGUCAGCAUCUUGGGCUCAAAUCGUCCGUUGCAGCUCUUCCGGCUGUAAAACAACGAAUAUUACGCCUUCGAAACCUUCCAGCAACAAUUGCUACAAUUGAGCAAGACAUGAUCCACUUGCUUACUUCAGUGUCCCAAUAUGGUCCAGUUUUUAUUAUCAGUGACGAUAGUUUACAAUAUGUUGAAGCAAUGUGCAAGACAUUGUUUCCACGAUUAGCUUUCUGUCUUCAUAGUAUGACGACAAUGACUAAUGUUCAUGUUAUUGGAGCUCCUAAGAGAUUUCAGUCGACAGCAGAGAAAACGGAAUGGAGAGCUCAGUUGCUACCAAGCCUUUGUCAAAAUCGACUCUUUGGCGGUACACCACAGAAAUUAUUGGACCCUCACACAGGCAGAUUUGGACUCGUUGUUGUGAGUCCAUAUUACACUGACAUUGCAUCAUGUGGUGACAUGUACAAAGCGGCACCGUAUGUUGUGGCAAAGAGUGUCUAUGUUCAAAAUGCAAGACAUCUCUGCCUUGAGGACUUUACAUUGCAUUUACGAACACUGGCAGAUUAUGUUCCGCAAGCUGCACCAUGCGACACAAGUUUCGCAAUACAAUUAUAA
Plasmopara halstedii is the source of this 849-nucleotide messenger RNA. RefSeq lists its product as uncharacterized. The transcript has a single exon. The coding region runs from base 1 to 849 and encodes 282 amino acids. NCBI's taxonomy places the organism in Eukaryota, Oomycota, Peronosporomycetes, Peronosporales, Peronosporaceae. The record is from RefSeq and is a predicted model, not a curated record.